This is a messenger RNA of Plasmodium vinckei vinckei, 681 nucleotides long. Its product is annotated as conserved Plasmodium protein, unknown function. The coding region runs from base 1 to 681 and encodes 226 amino acids. Lineage: Eukaryota; Apicomplexa; Aconoidasida; Haemosporida; Plasmodiidae. The transcript is spliced from 2 exons. The record is from RefSeq and is a predicted model, not a curated record.
AUGGCGGGGACACUAAAUUUAAAUGAUUUAAAAGAUGAACCUAUUUUAUAUUAUGAAAAUGCUAUAAGUUAUGUUUUUUCACAAUCAAGCGAAGAUGAUAAAAAAGAUCUGCCAACAUGUCUUAUAUACCCAAACGACACAAUAAAAGUUGGAUUUCCAAUCCAUUCAAUAAAAAAUAUUAAAAAAAAUGAUAACUUACCCAAUGAUAAUGAUAAUGAAAUGGCUCGAUUCAAUGAAGAACCUAUAGUUGCAUAUGUAUCCGAGUCAAAAGAUAUUUAUCCAAUGAGAGUUCAUAUUUACUAUACUCUUUUAUAUAUACUUAUUUUUUCUCAGUUAUUUGUUAUGAUAUUUUAUAAAGUCUAUAUACCCUAUAUAUUUUAUUCUUUAUUUGCAGAUAAUAUAAAUUACCGAACUACUGGAGAAAUAAACAAAUGGCAAUUACUUGUUUUUGUUUUUAUGUCUAUUUCCCAUAUUUUAGUUUUUGUAUCAAAAAUCGGAAAAUUAAAAGAUUAUAUAUUCGAUAUAUAUACCUCAUUAAGUUUAUUUUUUUUUAUUUUAUCUCUAUUAACUAUUAAUUGUUUUAGUAGUUAUUUCAUUGCCUUAUUACAAUUUUUUAUUUUUCUUUUACAUGAAAGAAUUUAUUUUUAUGUGAUGGCACAAGCCUGUGUUAUACCUCCCUAA